GAACUUUGGGGCUUCUUUCUCUUCCCUAAAUCUGUAGUGGGCCCACUGAUCUUUCUCUAAGAGUUGGUAAACAGGACCAUCAUUAUUGGGGCAAUGUAGUUUAUGCCUCUACCCACCUGCACACACAGACCAGGCCUCUAACCACCCCCCUGGGAGCCUGCGUGCCACAGCCUGGAACCCACAGCCUCUCCGGAGCCUGCACAGUCAACCCAGACUGAAGCCGAGGUCUUCUAGAGAGACGGAAGUGCGAACCGGCCGGGGCGAAGCCGAAUUUUGAGAGGCCCGAAUGCCUCCGCAUCCACCAGGGCACCGCUGGGACUCAUUCUCUUGGCAAACUUGUGGCCAGCCAAAACCACCAUGCUUCACAUCCCCGUUAUCCUUGGUUACCGCCCAAGAUUGGCUUACAGAAGAGAUGAAAUGUGGUCUGAGGGACGAUAUGACUAUGAAAGGCUUCCAAGAGACCGAGUACCUCCUCGAAGUCACCCCAGUGAAGGCUACCACAGGGUAGUUAAUAUCAUACCAAAGAAACCACCACUGCUGGACAGGCCUGGCGAGGGAGGCGCGAACAGGUUUUAUAGCCACAUUGAUUACCGGGAGUAUGAUGAGGGCCGCGGUUUUUCUCAUGAUCGAAGAAGUGGUCCAGCUCACAGAGAUGAGUCUGGCUACAGGUGGACAAGAGAUGAUCAUUCUGUAAGCCGACAGCCUGAAUACAGGGACUUUAGAAGAAAAAGUUUCUACUCUUCCCAUUAUGUGAGAGACCGGUCUCCGCAUAAAAGAGAUGCUCCUUUUUUCAGAGAAUCGCCUGUAGGCCGGAAGGAUUCUCCACACAGCAGAUCUGGCUCCAGCGUCAGCAGUAGAAGCUACUCUCCAGAAAGAGGCAAAACGUACUCUUUCCAUCAAUCUCAACAUAGAAAUAAAGAGAGACCUGUUCAGUCUUUGAAAACAUCAAGAGACACCUCACCCACAAGUUCCUCAGCAGUUACUUCAUCAAAGGCGCUGGACAAGCCCAGCAGGCUGACUGAGAAGGAACUUGGUGAGGCUGCCAGCAAGUGGGCCACAGAGAAGCUGGAGAAGGCAGACGAGAGUGACCUACCAGAAAUUGCUGAGUACGAGGCCGGGCCCACAGCCCCACUGUUCAUAGACCAUCCAGAGGAGCCCGAGUCACAUGCAGCAGAGGGCAUCGGAUUACUUGAGGACAGUCAGCUGACCAGUCGCUCUAAAGCAAUAGCAUCAAAAACCAAAGAGAUUGAGCAGGUUUACCGACAAGACUGUGAAACUUUCGGGAUGGUCGUGAAAAUGCUGAUUGAGAAAGAUCCUUCAUUAGAGAAGUCUAUACAGUUUGCAUUGAGACAGAAUUUACAUGAAAUAGGUGAGCGGUGUGUUGAAGAACUCAAACAUUUCAUUGCUGAGUAUGACACCUCCAGUCCAGAUUUUGGAGAGCCUUUUUAGAAAUUACUUGCUCAGGCAAAAAAAUGUUUCUAGGUUUUUUUCCUUUCCUGGAUUGUGAAAAUCCUUAAUAUAUGGAGUUUUUGUGACAAAGAGAAAAACUUUAUGAUAGUUGACCAUAUUUCCAAUAUGAAAUAAACAUUUAAAAUAGUCUAAAAGAUUUUAAUUAGAAAUUUCUUUUUUAAUCUACAUGUAGAGCCUCCUAACCCAUACUUAUCUUUAUUUUUCCCUCCUAAAAUGAUUGGUCAGUUAAUUUUUCGAGCUUUGAAAAAAACAGUUCUGGACAACAGCCUUCCGUCCUCACUUCUGUAGUCGUCCAUUGUACGCGAUCGUUUGGUCGCACUCGUGUCUUUUGUAGGUUGGAGAUCUUCCACUUUACCAUGUACAGCCUUUCUCUUCUCACCAUCAGAGGCGCCGUGUGAAAGUUGCCAGAAUUCUGAGUCACGGUUUUACUGACUUGUGGCUUAUCUUACACUUUGUACCUUUUAAUAGUUUAAGUUCACUCUCCAAAUAAAUGGACUGCUUUGGUACCUUAAAGAAUAUUUGCUUUGAGAGUAAUUAUCAUUGUGAUAAAAUAGAGCACUUAAAUCUCUAAAAGACACUUCCUAAUAAAAUCCUGUUUUUCAAGUAAAGAAACUCAAUGUCUUCUAUUAAAAUAAUCCUGAAGCUCCUGACCACUCUCCCUGGUCUGUGAGUCUCAAACAGUAUGUAUGUGAGAGUAAGAGUACGAUUUGAGAUGAAGGAGGAAGGCUGUUUUAAAGUCGAGAUUUUGUUAAUUCUAAUUGAAAAAGAAAACUGCGGAAUGUGAGGCAGCGGGGCAGUUUCGUUUUUUCUAUAGGCCCGUAUCCCCCAUCUCAGAAAAGAAGGCGGUUGACAGCAUAUCCAGGAUUAAACCAUUCACAGAUACGCCUGUCUCGGUCUCUGCCAUCCGGCACUUCUCUGUCCUGCUGCCCUUUCCGGGGGUGCCGAGUCCUUCAAGAGUGUCCUUGAGGGAGACCAGGCGGAGUGGGCGGCAAGCAGCACAGCUCCCUCCGCCAGACGGCGUCUGUGAAGAGCCCCAGAAGGGGCCCCGCACCCCGGCUCAGCCAGAGGUCUCCCGGGGCGGGCAGGGUGUGCCGCUCACUUCCAGCGGCCAGUGGCAUUUAGCCAGCAUGAGUAAUUUUGUGGCAUUAGUUAGGAAAACUUCAAAAUCUUGUUUGUUAUUACUACCCAAUUUCAUAAUCAUUCCAUUUCCACUCCCUUCUCACUUGAAUCCUGGCAUUAUUUUUAGUAUCCUCUACUGAUGAUAUCUAAGGAGCUACUCUACCUGCUGCAGAGUAGGUAAAAAUUAUAUUAAAAAUGGAAAUAGCAGUAGAAGCGAUUAUAGCAGAUCCUAUAAUGGGAACCUUGAAAUAUGUAUUUUGCCAUUCUACAAAUGUAAAAACUAAUUGAAAACAAGAAUUAUUUUCUUAAAUCCCCAGAUGAGACCUUGAAUUUUUCUUUUUUUCGCCAUUUAGAUGUUUUACAUAAGCUACAACUAAGCCCAGGUCUCAUCUCUGGUAUUCUUCCCUAAUUAUGAACAGCAAUUUUAUUUGUUAUCAACUUCAGAAAGAUUAAGAAAGUACCGAUGUUGUUUCUCCACUGCCCCCAUGUUUUUCUCCUCGUUAAACAUUCUAAUUUCAGGGUUCACUUCCUUUAGUCAGUGUGUGUCAAGUUCAAACCUAAAACUUGAACAGGCCAAGGAGUUGUUAUUCACUUGUUGAAAUUCAUUAAACGAGAGAAGUUUUACUCACAGAUGCAUUUAAACAGAUAAUUUCUUCUUUUUCCCUUCCCCCAAAUUACAUUCAGCAUUUAAAGUUGCUGAUAGCUUGCCAUCAGCAUUAUUCUGAUACGCUUGUCUGUGUUAAAUCUGUUCAGUUUUGUUUUUUUUUCUUAAAGUUUUUUAGAGUCUAAAUUUAGGAUAAAUUCAGAUGUGUAUCAGAGCGUGUAUUUUGCAAAAUGUUCUUGAUUAAAUAAACUGUUCGUAGAUAAUCCAUUGUUUUUGAGUAUGCCCAACUGAUGUGAUAAAAAUUUCAUUGUCUUAUAAAUGACUUGAUGAUCAACGGGGCAGAGCAGAUGUUGUGAACUUUUUUGUGAAUUUUAAAAGUGCAAAAUAAAGCAAACAGGUUUAAAUAA
Manis pentadactyla (Chinese pangolin) is the source of this 3600-nucleotide messenger RNA. RefSeq names its product periphilin 1 (gene PPHLN1). Lineage: Eukaryota; Metazoa; Chordata; Mammalia; Pholidota; Manidae. Bases 358 to 1449 code for a protein of 363 amino acids. Gene Ontology annotation, biological process: dephosphorylation; negative regulation of DNA-templated transcription; negative regulation of gene expression, epigenetic. Gene Ontology annotation, cellular component: nucleoplasm. The transcript is spliced from 9 exons. The record is from RefSeq and is a predicted model, not a curated record. Gene Ontology annotation, molecular function: phosphatase activity.